Molecule: messenger RNA, 594 nt
Organism: Cephus cinctus (wheat stem sawfly)
Lineage: Eukaryota; Metazoa; Arthropoda; Insecta; Hymenoptera; Cephidae
Source: RefSeq, a predicted model, not a curated record
UUGUGCAGCGGGAAUGAAUUACAGAAUGUAGCUCUAUCUAGCGGUAGAAUGAUGAAACUUCACGAAAUAUAUAUCACGCAACAAUUGUACGAUUUGAAAAACAAGAUCUUAAGAAAACAGUUCGUCUCCUCUCUAACAGUAUCUGAUCGACCAUACUUGGCGGGACGAGUAAAAUAUUUGACAUUCGUGUCCAACCAGCAGGCCGCAUUUUCAUCGAGACGGCGCUUGUCAAGUAUCUUAAAACCAGGAGGUCUCAUCGGAGUCGAGAAAGAUUGUUUUACAAGAGGGGGAAAAUCAUCAAUGAGCGGUUCAGUGAGAAGGAAGAGGAGUUGGCAGCGGCCGCGUACAGUCUGCCAGCAGGGGAGAGAGAGAGAGAGAGAGAGAGAGAGAGCGACGAAAGGAAACGUAUCUAAGCUGGGUAUCUCAGGCGAGAGCAGAAAGAAGACGGAGAGCCAAGUGGCGAAGAGUAAAGAAGCGGAGAGAAGUAGCAGCCGCAUAUCAGCUGGACAACAGGUGCCGAAGGCGGCCAGUGAGCAAGCGGCGUCAGACUGUAGAACGAGGCACGUGAAGGAAGGAAGGAAGGAAGGAAGGAAG